Molecule: messenger RNA, 1305 nt
Organism: Geosmithia morbida
Lineage: Eukaryota; Fungi; Ascomycota; Sordariomycetes; Hypocreales; Bionectriaceae
Product: pre-rRNA-processing protein IPI3
Exons: 2
Coding region: 1-1305 (434 amino acids)
Biological process (GO): rRNA processing; DNA-templated DNA replication
Cellular component (GO): nuclear pre-replicative complex
Molecular function (GO): protein binding
Source: RefSeq, a predicted model, not a curated record
AUGUUAUCCGAAGGGUUUUUCUCGUCCAUCUGCGGGCCUCCUAUUGCCGCCAACACGGCAAUCUCAAAGGACAUUGGCAUCUAUUCACAAGUCCUGGCGCCCACGUACACUGUCAAAGCCACCUUUAAGAAGAGUUCGUGCCCGAGGCAUGGUCUGGCCGUCAGCAGCUCUCACAUAUUUGCUAUCCAAGACCAAAAGGCCCAGCUCCACGUCUAUUCUCGUGCCCGUGGUAGCCAAGAAGUUUUGGUAUCUUUUGCCGAGAGGAUCCGCAGCAUAGCCCUCACCGGCAACACUCUCAUUCUCGGGACGACAGAGGGCAGACUCAUACUGUGGGAGACUUGCACUGGCCGUCAGGUCACUACACCUCCCUGUCAUGUCCAGCCAAUAUCAUGCAUAGCGGUAACGCCGCACCAUGUCCUCUCAGCCUCGGAGGACUCCAAUAUCAAUGUCUGGUCCCUGACAAGAUUGUUGGAGCUUGAUGCCCAGAUUGAGUCCGAACCAGAUCUCGUCCUCUCCAAUCAUCGGGGUGCCAUUGUGGAUCUCGUCGCCGCCUCCAGCGCAAAUCCCGAGUCUAGUAUAUGCGUGUCUGCUAGCAAGGAUAAGACAUGCAUUAUAUGGAACUACCAGACCGGCCAGGUAUUGCGCACCCUCCUGUUUCCCACGCCCCCCCUCUGCAUCUCCAUGGACCCUUGUGCCCGCGCCCUCUACGUCGGGUCCAGUGGCGGGACUGUCUACCUUGUAGAUCUGUUCGGCGAUAAGCCACUUCUUGGGUAUCGUGCCCAGGAGCCGCCAUCCAUUGUCGUUCAGGUGAACGAACCUCUCGCUGUUGCUGAGGAUGACGCGGGAGAGAUGAACUGUAUUGCCGGGAACUAUGACGGCACCUCCAUUCUUACUGGGCAUGCCAAUGGCAGGAUUUUGCGUUGGAACCUCGCACCCAGCGGUACACCAAUGCAGCUGGCCAACGUCAAUGCUGCUGUCACCAAUAUCAUCUUCUCCCCUAUUAUCCCCCCCGAAGAAGAGACUCUUCCCGUAACGGUAGUGAAGCCCAGCCAGACACACCGUCUGCACACUUUCACUUCCAAGCUGAAUGAGCAGGCUUCCACGACCGACUCAAGGUUCACCAAGAUGUUUGGUGCUCAGGGAUUUAGCUCGGACACUCUCCAGAAAGCACACAUGGCCUUUUCGUCGCUCGAUGAAGUCGAUCAGCUGGAGACCGAGGCUGAGGAAAUCUCCAUUCCGCGGAUAUCGCCCAAACUGCUAGCAUCCAUGAAGGCAUCUACAUUUAGCCCUGCCCUAGGUACCUGA